Vespula vulgaris is the source of this 2811-nucleotide messenger RNA. RefSeq names its product lymphoid-specific helicase-like. Gene Ontology annotation, biological process: pericentric heterochromatin formation; negative regulation of gene expression via chromosomal CpG island methylation; DNA methylation-dependent constitutive heterochromatin formation. NCBI's taxonomy places the organism in Eukaryota, Metazoa, Arthropoda, Insecta, Hymenoptera, Vespidae. The coding region runs from base 208 to 2646 and encodes 812 amino acids. Gene Ontology annotation, cellular component: nucleus; pericentric heterochromatin. The transcript is spliced from 7 exons. Gene Ontology annotation, molecular function: ATP binding; chromatin binding; ATP-dependent chromatin remodeler activity. The record is from RefSeq and is a predicted model, not a curated record.
GUCCAGACUAGUACAUACGUUCGUUACAAAGACACGAUUUGUGUAAUAUCUAAUGGUCUAGUGGAUAAAUUGGUUGAUCGGUAUAUAGAGGGAAGAAGAUUACGUUAACGAUUCCUUUAAUCUUCUUUAUGGCGGGAAUUAGCCGAUACAUGGUUUAGUUGUACUCAGUUGUUACAAAGAGUUUCAUAUUUUUUGUUUCUUUCGAAGAUGGAGCAAACGAAUGAUGAAAUUUUAACAAUGAAAGAGGAUAGUAAUAAUUCCGAUAAUAAUUUCGAUAAUAAUUUCGAUAAUAAUUCCGAUAAUAAAUCCGAUAAAGAUAUCGUCGUGGAUUGUGACUUCCCAAGUAAAACGAGUGAUUCGACUGAUAAUAAAUCUUUGAGUAUAAUUGCUGAUCACAGCAAGCUUGAUGAUAAAGUUCCUGAAGAUAAUGUUACGAAUAAAAAAAAAAGAAGCCUAGCUGAGUUUAUUGAAGAAAAGCGUAUUGCACAGGAAGAAUAUAAUAAAACAUUGCAUGAACAAAGAUAUAAACGGUUAAUGCAUCUUUUAACUCAAAGUCAAUUUUAUGCUAAUUAUCUUAUGGGAAAAAUUACUUCAACUUCAUCGCAAGAAAUAAAAGAUCAGAAAAAAGCUACUAAUGAGAAUUUACCACCAAAGAAAAAAGAAAAAAAGAAAAAUACUCAAGAAUAUGAUAUACGCCAAUAUAUUUCUCCAAAGAUGGAAAAAAAAAUAAAUUCAGAUAGAUCAAAAUCCAAUUUAAGUCCAAGACAAAUUUCAGAAGAAUUAUUAAAUUUAGAUAUUGAAAAGCAAGUAGAUAACUGUGAAAAUUUUUGUGUUCCAAAACAUUUCAAUGGUACUUUAUAUGAAUAUCAGAGAGAAGGUUUGCAAUGGUUGAAAGUGCUUUAUGAGAAUGGAUUAAAUGGUAUCUUAGCUGAUGAAAUGGGACUUGGAAAAACAAUUCAAAUAAUAGCAUUGUUAUGUCAUCUUUUAGAAAAACAUCAAGGUGGUCCUUAUUUAAUAAUUGCACCACUUUCUACAAUACCAAAUUGGGUUUCAGAAUUUAAGAAAUUUGCCCCUGAUUUACCAAUAAUAGUAUUUCAUGGCUCAAAAAAUAUAAGAUUAAAUAUCUCUAAGAAAAUUACACAAUCUUACAGUGUUAAAGGAGAAUAUAGAACAAAACCUAUUGUACUAACCACAUAUGAAAUGCCAUUAGUAGAAAAUAAAUUUCUUAUGAGUCAGAAAUGGAGAUAUAUAAUUAUCGAUGAAGGUCAGAGAAUCAAAAAUCAUGAAUCACUAUUAUCUAAAGUUCUAAGAACAUUUCCAUCUAUGAACCGCCUUUUAUUGACUGGUACACCACUUCAAAAUAAUCUAGCUGAAUUGUGGGCACUUCUUAACUUUUUAUUACCUGAAAUAUUUGAUGAUUUGCCUGUGUUUGAAUCCUGGUUUAAUGUAAAUGAAUUACAAAGUACAGAGGCUACUAACAAGAUUUUAAAACAAGAAGAAGAAAAACACAUUUUAUCAUCAUUAAGAGAAAUUUUGAAGCCUUUUGUUUUAAGACGUGAGAAAUCAGAUGUCCAUAUAAAUAUUCCACCUAAAAAAGAAUUAAUUGUUUAUGCUCCACUUUCACAUUUGCAACAUGAAUUAUACAGAGCAGUUUUAAAUUAUGACCUUUAUAAUAAAAUUGAAAAAGAACCUAUUUUGAAAACAUUGGAUGGUAGCAAACCUAAAAGAAAGCGUAUUACAACAAAUACAAUGGGUAUUGAUAAUUUAAACAAUGAAUUAACAUCUCCUGUACCAGAGGAAGAAAGUACACUAACAGAUCCAUAUCUAUUGCAGUGGCAGAAACAUAUUAAUAUUACUGAUCAGAAUCGUGAUUUCUUACAGAACCUACGGUUCCAAAACAGAUGGGUACUAUAUAAAAAGAUUGUCAAUCAUCCAUAUUUGCUUUAUAAUCCUUUGGAUUUAAAUGGUAUGCAUUCAAUUAAUGAUGAUAUUAUCAAAUCUUCUGGUAAACUUUUAGUACUGGAUGCUAUGUUAUCUAAAUUGAAGAAGCGAGGACAUAAAGUUCUUUUAUUCUCAACAAUGACAAAAUUACUUAAUAUCAUAGAAGAUUAUCUCUCAUUACGAAAUUAUACAUAUGUUAGAUUAGAUGGUUCAAGUAAACUAGAAGAAAGAGGUAUAAAUAUUCAUAAAUUUAAUACAGAACCUGAAUUAUUUUUGUUUCUUAUAUCUACAAAAGCUGGUGGAACAGGUCUUAAUCUUGCUGCUGCUGAUACUGUGAUUAUAUAUGACAGUGAUUGGAAUCCACAAGUAGAUAUACAAGCAAUGGCACGUUGUCAUAGGAUUGGUCAAACUCGUCCCGUUGUAAUUUAUAAGUUAUGUACUAAAGGAACAAUUGAUGAAGUAAUUAUUAAACGUGCUGAAGCUAAACGGCUUUUGGAAAAGAUGGUUAUGUCUAAAGAAUUACGUAAACUGGAUAUUCACAGUAAGGAUACACUUAUGGAAUUGAAACAACUUUUAGAAUCAAAAGAAUCUACAAUUGUUACAUCUACACUAGAAGCGUACUCAGAAGAAGAACUCAAUGAACUAAUGGAUAGAAGUGAUAUGGCACACAACAAUUCUGCUGGUACAAGAAAAUUUACUUACUAAGAUUGUUUUUUAAAGAUCAAAGUUCAAUUUAAUGUAUAAAUAUCGAUAGAUUGUCAUAUUUUCUUGAUAAGUAUUAUAUUUAUUAAUAAGUAUUUAUUUUAUGUCUUUUACAGUUUACUCUACUAAAGUUUUGUUUAAUUUUAUAAUAAAAUAGCAUUAAUUACA